Molecule: messenger RNA, 978 nt
Organism: Harmonia axyridis
Lineage: Eukaryota; Metazoa; Arthropoda; Insecta; Coleoptera; Coccinellidae
Product: prefoldin subunit 2
Exons: 2
Coding region: 100-546 (148 amino acids)
Biological process (GO): protein folding
Cellular component (GO): cytoplasm; prefoldin complex
Molecular function (GO): protein folding chaperone
Source: RefSeq, a predicted model, not a curated record
AAUGUUCAGUGUUCGUAUUCCAAUAGAAUUUGGUUGAUUUCUUAUUUCCUAAAAAAUUCUGAAACACGAUUUAUUAAAACUUUAAACAUAUAAAUUAAAAUGACAGAUCCAAAGAAACAAGAUAAGAAGGCAGCCAAAGAACCAACCCGAGAAGAAGUACUGGCUGGAUUUCAAAGUUUAAGAGCCGAACAGAGACAAUUCUCUUCUAAAUUAGGCGAAUUUGAAGCAGAACUCAAUGAACACAACAUUGUAAUAGAAACGUUGAAAAAUGUGAACGAAGAUAGAAAAUGCUUCAGACUUAUAGGAGGAGUACUCACAGAGAGGAAAGUGAAAGAUGUCUUACCUACAUUGAUUACCAAUACUGAAAGACUGAAGGAACUUAUCGAAAAACUUACUGAAACAAUUACAAAGAAAGGUGUAGAAAUCAAUGAAUACAGGGAAAAGUACAAUAUUCGAUUCCAAGGAUUAGAUGGGCCUAAGCAAGAGGAGAGUAAGGAGUCAGUUACAUCAACAGAAAGUAGGGGAAACGUGCUUGUUUCUUCCUAGUUAGCUUUUUAUUGUGAAAGCUUUUGCAUUAAUUAAAGACAUUUGUUGCAAUUUUUUUGUUGAAAACUUCUUUCAACCAAUAAGACUAAACUUUUAGUUGGUUUAUAGCAAUGUUCUAAUGCAUCUGAAAUUUGAAAAUACACUUAAAAUUUACUCCUUUAUUUUAAUUUCAAUUUUACAUUUUGCAAAUUAACUUAUUUGUAUAAUCAGCUUGGAAUAGAUUGAUAUUCAUUAUUUCUCAAUGAAAGUACUCUUAACAUAAAAAUUUCUGAUGUUUUUGUCUUUUAACGCCUAUCUUAAGUAUUUGCACACUGUUAUAAAAUGAUAUAUUGAAGCAGAUAAACACUGAAGUAUAUUUUACCAUUCUUAUAAGAAACUAGACAAUAUCUUGUGAAUGGAAUGAGAGAAAUUUGAAAUAAAAAGUUAAAUCAA